Molecule: messenger RNA, 2852 nt
Organism: Gavialis gangeticus (Gharial)
Lineage: Eukaryota; Metazoa; Chordata; Crocodylia; Gavialidae
Product: sodium/iodide cotransporter-like
Exons: 15
Coding region: 933-2852 (639 amino acids)
Biological process (GO): sodium ion transport; iodide transmembrane transport
Cellular component (GO): membrane
Molecular function (GO): symporter activity
Source: RefSeq, a predicted model, not a curated record
GAGAGCCAGGAGCAGCUCCUCCCUUAUGACCGGCUGCCUCCUUAUAAGCCUCCUCAACCAAAGCUGCCCAGGUCAGUCCCGGAGCUGCCUCACCUGGGUUCCUGCCCUUUCCCGGGGCCGUGGUGGCUGGGGGGAGCCCCUUGCCCCUGCGCUGCUUUGCUGCUUCCAGCCCGUCAGCGGGGCUCGGGCAUUUACUGCAGGAAAAGCUUGUCUCCUAGCAAGAAUAAUCGCCUGCUUUUUUCUCCCCCCAGAACGAAGGGCAACCUUCUGCUUGGCACAAAGCAGCCUCCUCGCCCCAUCCUCCCCGCUGCAUUGGCCUCCAGGGUCUCUUGUACCGUGACUUCGUGCUGGGCCGAUGCAAUCAGGGUCCCGAAGUGGCUGGGUCCGUGGCUGAGGGUCUCUCUGCGGCACCGACCGACGAGGGUGAGCCCGGCUGGGCUGUGAUUCCAGCCUCCGCAUCCUCCAUCGUCCUGUCCGGGCGGCUCUGCUCCGGGGUUUAUUGGUCUGGGUUCGGGGAUGGGGAUGGGACUUUUCCCCUUUUUCUCUGCAUCCCCCAGCUGAAACCAGCCCUUCGGGGCCCUCUGGCCCAGUCUCGCAGACUUGGCCCUUCUGUCUCUGUGCACCACGAUUCUCGUCCCCUUUGCUUGUGGCUUGGAAAUAUUAACAUUUCCACCCCCCCUCCCACCUUUCCACAGGGAAGCUCAGGUUGCUCAUUCAGGUGCUGCAUCGCUCCCGCCCGGAGCCUGGCUCGGGUCCUACGUCUGACUGCUCGGCUCUGCCUCUGAGGUCUGGCCGCUCCGGAGUCGCUCGGGGGGACGGCGAGGUCUUAUUGCACCCUGUCCCUUGGCCGGCCGGGCUGUGGGUCGGUCUGCCCGCAGCGCAGGGAGCUGCACGUGUCCAGGUGGGGCCACGACUCGCGCGGCGCCGUGGCCAUGUCGCGGGUGGGCGACAUGCAGGUGUUCAGGCCGGAGAUGCUGGCGUUCAGCCUCUGGGACUACGGGGUCUUCGGGCUCAUGCUGCUGGUAUCCACGGGCAUCGGGCUCUUCUACGCCCUCGCCAAAGGCGAGCAGAAGACCUCGGACGACUUCUUCACGGGGGGCCGGCAGAUGCCGGCCGUGCCCGUGGGGCUCUCGCUGUCGGCCAGCUUCAUGUCGGCCAUCCAGGUGCUGGGCGUGCCGGCCGAAGCCUACCGCUACGGCCUCAAGUUCCUCUGGAUGUGCCUGGGGCAGGCGCUCAGCACCCUGCUGACGGCCUUCGUCUUCCUGCCCGUCUUCUACCGCCUGGGGCUGACCAGCACGUACGAGUACCUGGAGCUGCGCUUCAGCAAGGAGGCUCGCCUGUGCGGCACCGUCCAGUACAUCGUGGCCACGGUGCUGUACACGGGCGUCGUCAUCUACGCCCCGGCCCUGAUCCUCAACCAAGUGACAGGGCUGGACAUCUGGGCAUCGCUGCUGUCCACAGGAGCCGUCUGCACCUUCUACACCACCAUUGGUGGGAUGAAGGCGGUGGUCUGGACGGACGUCUUCCAGGUGUUCGUGAUGCUCUCCGGGUUCGUCGCCAUCGCCAUCCAGGGCACGUUGAUGGUGGGAAGCCCCGGAGCGGUCCUGGGUGCCGCGUACAACCACUCCCGAGUGAACUUUGCUGACUUCGACCCCGACCCCCGGAGCCGCUACACCUUCUGGACUUUCCUCUUCGGGGGCACGCUGGUCUGGCUGUCCAUGUACAGUGUGAACCAGGCGCAGGUCCAGCGCUACGUGGCCUGCCAGACGGAGCGCGAAGCCAAGCUCGCUCUGCUGGUGAAUCAAGUGGGCCUCUGCUGCAUCGUGUCCAGCGCCGUGACCUGCGGCAUUGUGAUGUUUGCGCUCUACAAGGACUGCGACCCGCUCCUGGCCGGAUACAUCUCUGCCCCCGACCAGUACAUGCCCUACCUGGUCCUGGACAUCUUCGAGCGGUACCCAGGCGUGCCCGGCCUCUUCCUGGCAUGUGCGUACAGCGGGACCCUCAGCACGGCAUCCACCAGCAUCAACGCCAUGGCGGCCGUCACUGUGGAGGACCUCAUCAAGCCCCGGGUGCCGGCCCUGUCCCCCCGGACCCUCAUCCUCAUCUCCAAGGGGCUCUCGCUGACCUACGGCAUCGCGUGCAUCACAGUGGCAGCCCUGUCCUCGUUGCUGGGGGGCGGUGUGCUCCAGGCCUCCUUUACCAUCAUGGGGGUGAUCAGCGGCCCCUUGCUGGGCGCCUUCGUGCUGGGGAUGUUCAUCCCAGCCUGCACCACGGCCGGAGCGUUCACGGGACUGGGGGCCGGCUUCGUCCUGUCCUUCUGGGUGGCUGUGGGGGGCACCCUGUACCCCCCUGGUGCUGCCACCAUGGGGGUGCUGCCCACGUACGGCAGCCUCUGCCCACUCUACAACGCCAGCCACGGCCCCAACGGCACCAUUGUCCUGGGGCCGCUGCCCCCCCGCAACGUCUCGGUGCCCACGGACAGGCCGGUCGCUGGCGACAACUUCUAUGCCAUGUCCUACCUGUACUACGGCGCCCUGGGCACGCUGUCCACGGUGGUUGUGGGCGUGCUCGCCAGCUACCUGACAGGUCCUGCGACGCAGCACCGCGUGCGGCCCGGGGUGCUGUGGUGGGACAUCGUGAAGCAGACGUCCUUGGCGGCCCCCGCCAGCGGGAAGAGCCCUUUUGGUCACAGCCCAGAUAAGGUUCCCUCAUCCACCUGCCCGAUCUUGGUGCCUGGGCACAGCUCGGAGCCCUGCCAGGCACUGCUGUUCAGCCAGGUGGAGGUGGGCACCGGGGAGCCCCUCUGGGCCUGCAGCUCCGUGGACCACCUGCUCAGGGAGACCAACGUGUAG